AUGUCAGGUCAAAACCCACCAGUGUUUCAGCUAAGAAACCAACAAGACUCUUACCAGCAAGAGCAUACAGGCUCAAGUCCUGAAGAUGUCAUCGAGGCUCCCCAGAUCCAACCGCCCGGUCAAGAUAGCUUGCACCAGGACAUACCGGCGCAACCGUUUUACCACAAUGAGAGCGAUUCCCACCAGGCAAACGUCUUGCCAUCCCCUUCGACUAUCGAAACUGAGCGAGAGACGAUAGCUGAGAGUAUGCCAGCUUCCCUCACGGUACAAGAGGCUGUGAUCGAAGACGCCUCUAUUCUUAGACAGGAGCAGCUCGUCUGCUCGGAGCAACCCUUGUGCGAUAGCGCUGGCUCAAAAAGCAAACUUCAUCACCCAAUGUCACUGAUAGUGUAUGCUCCGUUCUGGAAAGUCUGGUGGAAAGAGAUCCUUUGCCUCAUGGCCAGCAUCGCCUUAUUGAUCGCUAUUAUCGUCUUUCUCGCUAUUUAUGACGAUCAAUCGUUGCCAAGUUCGCGUUCCAAGAUCACGCUUAACACAGUUAUCGCCCUCUUCACAACGUUGGCUAAAGGAGCCUUCAUGCUACCAGUAUCGACUGCUUUGAGCCAAUCGAAGUUCACCUGGUUCUUGAAAUCAAGACCCUUGCAUGAUUUUCAUGUCUUUGAUCAGGCAAGUAGGGGCUGGUCGGGUUCUAUGAAAAUGCUAUUUCGGGUGCGUUUCAAGCACACAGUCGCUCUUGGCGCUAUCUUGAUGAUCGUCAGCAUUCUUUCCUCCCCAGUAACUCAAUUGGCUAUCAACUACCGUCAACGAGAUGAUCCAGCACCUGGAGAGGUGGCUCGAGAAGCGUCAGUGAAGGCUACUAUGCCGGAUACUGCAAGUUUCGAAGUACCGGCACCCCCACAGAAAUCUGUGUGCUUUACAGGAAAUUGCGACUUUGAACCAUAUCAGUCACUUGGUGUUUGUGUUGACAUUGCCAACAUAACUUCUAAACUUCGCGUUGAGCCGAUAAGUAACUUGACGUCGGACUUGAUCGCGGGCGGUAAUGGGAGACUGACUCUCGGUCGAAAGACAUGGAACAUCAGCCUGUCGAGCAAAUAUGGGCUCUUGCACCAAAGCUCAUUAGUUCUCAAAGGCGACUUGCUUGAGGGGUCCGAUACCUUCGGCUUCUCAAACAGAACAAGGCUUCUCAAAACCAGAAACAGCUCGUACUUCUUCAUCUACACUUCUCCGCUACGGCCUGACAAAAUCUUGCAUCUUCCGAGUCAGCCAGACGGUGCCGAAGAUAUGUACUACUCGAUUACGGACUUUAAAUACGAGGCAGUCGAGGUCAUGUUCCAUCUCUGCGUUCAGACAUUCGAAACAAAGGUUCAUAAGGGGGUUGAACAGACCACGAUAACCAAUACUAUAUCGCAAAUAGAUGACCCAAGCAAAGGAAUCAUCAUGGGUCCCAAGUGUAUAGUUUCGGAGGAAGGAAAUCGUAUGUGCGGACUGGCGAAAGAAACAGACGGCUUGGUUGCUCAAAUCACACCCCCGAAUGCUGGAACAAGGAGGUUUAGCGCCUCAUACGCGUCCAUGUGGUGUAUGGUCGAGGGUUUAUCCUGGGUGCUGCAAGGAGAAGCAGAAUUGAGCCUUGCGCACCUUGAAUCAGAUGGCUUCUUUUGGGUUGGUAACUUUGCCCUGGCCUGGCUCGAUGAUGUGCUCUACACCAACCAGACUAUCUUCAACUCCACACAGCGAGCGAUCUAUCUCGGCAACUUUCUCACAAAUAUGGCUACUAGCAUUUCAUCUGCACUACGAACCACUCAUCACCAAGAUGAGAGACCAGGCGUGGUCGUUAUCGAGGGAACCCCUCUAAAGGAGGUGUCAUUUGUCCAUAUAAGUUGGGGUUGGGUUUCUUUCCUCGCCGUCGAGAUUACUGCAGCGACACUCUUACUUACCAUCAUAAUUGCUGCCCAGAGUGCGGCAUAUCGAAAACGAGGACCGGAGAAUGUCUACAUCCCGGCCGACGUAAAGGAUUCGGCUUUGGCAAGCCUUGUCGUCCUCAGUAAUGAGUGCCGCGAAGCCUUAAGCGAUGGUCUCCAGCCGGCAGCUAUUCUUCAGAAGACUUCGAAGAAAUUGCAAGUCACGCUUCGAGGGAACGAAUUUGAGCUUGCUGGUGACCCCGAAGGGCCAUCUUCUCCUUCAGGCAAAUAUAGUACCCAAGAGGUAUCCGCGGAAGAACAUGCCAUUCCCAAGAAGCGUUUUCUUGGUCGAAUUUUUACGAGUAUGCGAGCGUGA
This is a messenger RNA of Colletotrichum lupini, 2271 nucleotides long. RefSeq lists its product as uncharacterized. NCBI's taxonomy places the organism in Eukaryota, Fungi, Ascomycota, Sordariomycetes, Glomerellales, Glomerellaceae. The transcript has 5 exons. Bases 1 to 2271 code for a protein of 756 amino acids. The record is from RefSeq and is a predicted model, not a curated record.